AGUGCACUUUUCACCAAAACCUUUCAGUGCGCGCAGUGACUCUUUCCUUAUUGGACCAGAUAACUACGCAAGGCAUUGCUCAUCCAAUCACCUGCAUACCUUACGUCAUGGCGCUACAAGGCGACCGCGAAUUGGCUCUCAAGGAACGUUCUAAGUUUUUAUUGGACAAGUUAUACCAGCAGCACAAAAAGUUUAUAAUGAAUAAGUUAUUGGAAGGAGUCGAAUUAUGCUUUAAACUAGUGCUGAGUAGUCCUUAUGACAAAUUUAAAGGAAUCGGCUUUGAAGGGAAUCCACCUGCCAGUAUACUGAAUAACAUUUAUUGGAUUAUUAAAAAGGACUCAAUCUCUUACCGCCAGCGAUUUAUUAAAACGUUGCUUUCGGCUUUUAUGAAUGAGGAAAAGCCCUUUCUUUAUUUGCAGUUCUUAACGGAAAAUUUAGCCUAUUUUCCCUACGAAACUCAUGAAGAAACAAAUUUUGUUUGUUAUUGUAUAACAAACAUUUUAUCAAAAUUACUUAAAGAGUUAACAUUCGACUUUCAAUUUUGCCUCGAGACAAAGGAAGAGUUGUCUGAUGAAGAAGUAGAACUGGAGCACGUGGAGGAUUUAGUAAAAAUCCUCGACGAGUCUUGCUUUAUUGGGGGCUGCACUAAAGCCCUCAAGCUUUUUUUACUUGACACGUUAUUAACUUUUUUAAAAGCUGACAGUCCGCAAAACAGCAGUAAAAAGCUUAAAAGCUGCAUUAACGUUAAGGAGCUGGUAGUGUUAAGCGAAAAAAAAAACUCCGAGAAGCAGAGAAACUUUAAUAUAUACAGCAAAUUUCUUCAGCUCCACAAGAAACAUUCACUGAGAGAAUACCACGAGGAGUGUAGUAAUAGCAACAGUGUUAUUAUUACCGGAAACACCAAGGCAGAGAAAAAUAAAAAAAGAUUUAAUUCUCAAGCUGCUCGAUUUUUACCUAAAAGAUCCAAAAGAAAAUAACUUAGAAAUAUUUACUUGGUAUAACUAGC
Molecule: messenger RNA, 1006 nt
Organism: Zophobas morio
Lineage: Eukaryota; Metazoa; Arthropoda; Insecta; Coleoptera; Tenebrionidae
Exons: 8
Coding region: 108-977 (289 amino acids)
Biological process (GO): establishment of mitotic sister chromatid cohesion; establishment of protein localization to chromatin; regulation of gene expression
Cellular component (GO): Scc2-Scc4 cohesin loading complex
Molecular function (GO): chromatin binding
Source: RefSeq, a predicted model, not a curated record